UUCAAUAAAGAAAGUCAACGAAGGCAGGCUCGACGCUGACAAACGAGGGCGAGGCUAGCGGGCUUGGCACCAUUAGCCGAACGGACGGUAUGGCUUCUCGCCGGGUUGCUUGUCCCCAUGCCCAUUACACCUACCAGCAGACCCCACAAGGCCAUUACAACUUCAACUUACGAGUGCAAGGCCAGAGAACCGCCUCUGCUGCGCACUACGUCCGAAGCUACAAGCUACCUUGCUCCGCUACCUUUCUCUCACAACCAGCGAAUAGCUUCCAUCUCAGACCGACUUUAUCGCGCGCCGGGCAGCACUUCAAAUCUGUUCGGUUUCUCUACAACUCUCUACCGUCUUCCUCUACUCCCGUUUGCCACCAGUCUUCUCCGGAGUCAUCAUGUCGAACCAGGUCGUGGGCAAUGUAUACGAGCAGAUCAUCCAAAAGGUGAUCCAGUCGUCGCAGAAUGACUUUGAGGAGUUUGGCGUCGAUGUUACGACUCUGGAAGAGAUGAAGCAGGGAUGGCAAGAUAAGCUCACCAACCUCAAAAUCGCCUCCUUCCCAUGGGACCCACAGCCAGAACCCCCGCGUCAGCCGCCUACAGUACCAUCCAAUGUCAAGCAGGAUGCUGACCAUUCACCUGCCGUGGACCAUGCCAACUUCCCCAAUGUUGCUGUCAAGACCGAAAGAGGCUACGAACCCCCAGUCUCGGCAUACCCACAACAACCGCAGAACGGCUAUCAAGGAGGUUUCAACGGAGAUGUCGCAGCGCAAAGGGCGCAACAGCUCAUUGCUCAACGUCUCGGCCAGGUACCGCAAAAUAUGCAGAUGCCUAUGCAUCCUCAGCAGCAGCAGCAACCGCAGCAGCAGCCACGGGUGAUGCCAGGCCAAAACACAGCGCAGCAGAUCCCACCACAGCAGCAACGCCAACCUGGCCAAGCCUAUCCUCCACAGACAGAUGGUGCAGACGAUGGUAUCGCAGACUGGAAAGCGUUCCUUGCGGCAAGGGAGGCUGCCGGCGAAGAAGGCCGCAUCGCCGCUGACCAGCUGAUGCGCACUCGGGUGGAGGCCAUGAUGGCCGAUCAAGACAACGGCUUGGGCAUGCCGCUCCGUGAGAUGCCAAAGGGAAAGAAGCGUAAGGCUAUCAACCGGGUGCGCCAGUCACAACAAAUUGAGGCUUCGUCAUCUAGUUCUGCGACCGUUCCACGUGUCGCUCCUUUCGAUGGCGAGGACGAUGUCAAGUCGGAGGAAGAGAACCCUGAAGAUGCAAUCAACUCUGAUCUUGACGAUCCAGAGGAUGAUCUGGACGGCGCCGACGGAAGUGAUGAUGAGAUGGUCGACUAUAUGCUCUGUACCUACGACAAGGUGCAGCGUGUCAAGAACAAGUGGAAGUGCAUUCUCAAGGACGGUAUCUUGACCACGAACAAGAAGGAGUUCUUGUUCCACAAAGCAAACGGCGAAUUCGAGUGGUAAACAAUCCCACAUUGAACUCCUGCCAACUACUUCCUCGUCCUUAAACUACUACAACUUGUACCAUACAAAAUCAUUUUCUCGGCUAUUCCAGCAUGACCAUGCUUGCCUCCUCGACUUUCUCGGCCUGGCCACUCAAACCUCGAUUUCUAAAUUGGAUAUCUCGAGCGCUCUCUAGCGCCUUAACCACUCAUCAUGACCACAAUCUCAUCAAAUCACGCACUGCAGAGAUCACGCAAGAAGUAGGCACAGAGCUGCUAUACUUCCCUGCCAUCC
This is a messenger RNA of Aaosphaeria arxii CBS 175.79, 1732 nucleotides long. RefSeq names its product transcription factor IIA, alpha/beta subunit. Gene Ontology annotation, biological process: transcription initiation at RNA polymerase II promoter; transcription by RNA polymerase II. The record is from RefSeq and is a predicted model, not a curated record. Lineage: Eukaryota; Fungi; Ascomycota; Dothideomycetes; Pleosporales. Gene Ontology annotation, cellular component: transcription factor TFIIA complex. Bases 386 to 1459 code for a protein of 357 amino acids. The transcript is spliced from 5 exons.